CGUAGKCUAGAAAUUACUUUUCCAGGAGUAGCAAGUGGUYGCAAUACCGUCGACUCUUCAUUCCUUGCGACAACCUUGUUACGAUGAGCGCUGACAGCAAUGACAACAAUACCAUUGAGAACAAAUCCAAUAAUGAAAAAUCCAGAAGCCAACCACAGCGGGGAGCGGGAAAACGCAAGCGAAAACGCCUCGAUCCUUUCACAUCCAGGGUGGUGGUGGUCGGAGCAGGCCUCGCGGGCCUGAGCACGGCCCUUUCCCUGCGAAAAGCAGGCUUUCGAAAYGUUUGCGUCUACGAAAAGGAUCCGAGCCUGGAGUACCAAAAAGAGGGGUACGGUUUGACGCUGACGUACAACCCCAAGGGGCCCCUGGCRGACCUCGGGGUCCUGGAAACCGUCGCACAGCGCGACUGCCCCAGCCGAUCGCACUACUUAUUUCGCCAGGAUCCACCUGGGAGGAAAAAAUCGUCAUCGCYWCUACCAACCGAUGAGCAGCCACCCACCGAAUCCGGUGCACCAGCUUGCGUCAGCAGCGAYGAUUCGAACCAAACGACGACGACAGAAACAAUCGAAAACGAAAUCGAAAAUGACACUGCGUUCCCCAUGGGAUAUUUCGGAAACGCCUUUUUUGGGYCAUYCACGGGCAACUAUCGAAGGGGGUACGGCCAGCGUGGAAAUCUGCGGGUYCCCCGCAAGGUCCUGAGGCGUAUUCUGUACGACGAAUUGCUGCGGAUACAGCAAGAGCAAGAACGAGAAAUGGAAGCAGUGGGGGACAAGGAUGCCGAUGGCGUAAACAGCAGUGACACCAACAGUGACGAUAAGAAGAAAAAGUCUUCCAGCRGUGUCCCUGAAGCUGUUUAUUGGAAUCGUGCUCUCUUGGAUUUUCGAUGGGACGGAACCACGCAACAAUACCACUUGCAAUUUGAAACYCAUCAUCUGUCACAGCCCAGCAACGGCUGCUUGCAACGGCAAAGUCAAGGGAAGUCCGAAGUGAUUGAAGCUACCGCGGACUUGCUAGUUGCUGCUGACGGGAUYCGAUCUUCGGUCUUGCAGAAACUCUAUAUCCAGAAACUURUGCAAGAGCCCCGCAGACAACCAAAGAGCGAAAGUGAAGACACGUUGUGCAACGACAAUAUCGCUCCAAAUACCUCGGCAAUCCCGACAACGACGAGACCAUCCCAGGGCCAAAAUCCUCUGCCAACUAUUCGAGAACAGCCCGAACUCUACGGUCUGAGGCCCAUGGGGAUCCGCAUGAUCCUGGGAAUCGCCGAUGGGAUCGACCACCCCCUUCUCMGAGAGCGUGGAUUCUACACCAUCGACACCCACGGUCACAGGCUGUUUACGAUGCCCUACGUAUCGAGCCGAUUUGAUGGCAUGGAUGACGUCAAAAACAUCGAUGGAAUCCAAAACAACAACAACAACAACAGCAGCAGCGAAAAUUCAGCAGAGGAAACAGGGAGCAUCGAAAGGAGGACAAAAAAGAAGAAUCGAAUCAUGUGGCAGCUCUCGUUUUCUACACCUAUCAAUCCAAACACGCUUGACUCUGCCUUCCUCYGCCAGUACGUUCUGGAAACGUUUCAUUCCUGGCACCCACCCGCACUGGAUCUGGUUCGAUCGACACCACCCGCUAGCAUCUGGGGGACGGAUCUGAUGGACAGGGAUCCCCGAGCAGUCUACCGAGAGCUGAUUGUCGGAACCGGUGGCAAGGGAUCCAUCGAGCGGCCGCGGCUGGUCGUUUGCGGGGACGCCCUCCACUCGAUGUCUCCCUUCAAGGGACAAGGAGCCAAUCAGGCCCUGGCCGAUGGUCCGCUUCUGGCGCGGUGGCUCUCGAAGUCGUCUAUCGACGCCGCCCUCACCAAYUGGUGGAGGGAGACCCUAAACCGGACCGUGCCGGUGGUGGAGGCCUCCCGCAAGGCCGCGAUCGAUUGGCACAACCCCGAUCGGAUACUCGGAACGACCGAGGAGGACCACAAGGAAUACCAUGGUUUUGCAGGCGUCGAAGCCUCGUCCGUCCCCGAGUUGGUCGAAAUCCUGAGGAAACGGAAAGUCGGCCCACAUCUCGGGGGUCAACUCGACCAAACGGUCCGUGAGGUCAUUCGAGAACACGGGUGGUUCGAGCAAGAGACCAUGGAACCGGAAGUCGAUGUUAUGAAACAGCAACCACAAGAACGUUGUAGUGCUAUUUGCGAGCGGGUUCUCGAGCUAGCUUCUGCCGGGGACACCGCUGGAUUGCGAAAGAUGAGCUUGCCUUCGUCCUCAACCAAAAAUACCAACCUCAAAAACUGCGCAGCCAUGGUGGAUGCUAGAGACAAGAACGGCAGAAGUUGCUUGCAUCUCGCKGCGAUCGGAAACCAUUGGUUUACCUGCGUGUGGCUCUUGGUGGAGCURAAGAUUCUGGAGCAGUGGAAAGAGCAACACCACGUGAACAAGAAGAGUCCUCCCAGCCACAACACGGAAGGACGGGGCCCAAAAGAUGAAUACGGAAAGACAGCCUUCGACUACGCUUUCGAAACGGGAAACAAAAACUUGGCGAAUGUGUUCGAGAMUGUCUUACAAGGCCGUUGAUUAAUUAAUUCCUAGUCAUCAUUGAAUGCAGUAAAACGAGAGACUAGAGAGACAACCAGAGGACUGAAACCAUGGAAAGAGACAAUCCAAGAUGUGUUACAAACACCUCAUCGUUCUGUCCCGGCACACGAAGUCAGUUGCUCAAUAUCACGCGUAUCCUCCCACUUAGCUMCAAGUUUCUUAGAUUGAGAAUUCUCGGUUUUCACUAGACAUUUGAGGAAUUGUUCCGUACGAGUCUGUUUUGAUCGAGCAACUGGACGAUUUUCUCCCUUCCCACGAAGUCUAUGAUUCUAGUUUGCAGAAGGAACCGAUUUCGAACAUUGCUCAGAGUUACUGAUAAGUGGUUGGUGCUAUGUGCAUAUUUCAUGAGUAUUUGCUGAUAAUUAAAAAYAAUACUAGAAG
Molecule: messenger RNA, 2963 nt
Organism: Pseudo-nitzschia multistriata
Lineage: Eukaryota; Bacillariophyta; Bacillariophyceae; Bacillariales; Bacillariaceae
Source: the annotation of a GenBank genome assembly